UCCCCUCAGCGGCUCCCCACCGCCCCUCCCCCGCCGUCGCUGGAACCUGAGCCCGGGCGUCGGACGGCAGCGGCUGAGGACGAAAGUUCCGGAAGGGGCCUUUCCCACAUCAUCGGUGCUUGCUGCACUCAUCUUUCUGAGGAUGGCGACCCCGGAUGUGAGUGUUCACAUGGAGGAGGUGGUGGUGGUAACGACUCCGGACAAUGUGGUCGAUGGCAGCGGCAUGGAGGAGGUGAAAACCGUGCUCGUCACCACCAAUCUGUCCCAGCAUGGCAGUGACCUAAAUGAAGACACCCUGGAGACAGAAAAUGCAGCUGCUGCAGCUGCUGCUGCUUUUACAGCCUCUGCUCAUCUGAAAGAAGCCCUUUUAGUGAAGAUGGCUGAAGGAGAUGACUGUGUGGAAGCUGAGAUUGUUUAUCCCAUCACGUGUGGUGAUAGCAAAGCCAACCUAAUAUGGCGGAAGUUCGUUUGCCCUGGCAUCAAUGUGAAAUGUGUCCAGUAUGACAACCACUUGAUUAGCCCCAAGGAAUUUGUCCAUCUGGCUGGCAAGUCCACCUUGAAGGACUGGAAGAGGGCAAUCCGGAUGAAUGGGAUCAUGCUAAGGAAGAUCAUGGAUUCAGGCAAACUGGAUUUCUACGAGCACACAAAAGUUUGUUCCAAUACCUGCCGAAGCACUAAAAUUGACCUGACUGGAGCCAGAGUGCCUCUAACCAGCCAGACUUCAACAGAAUACAUCCCUCUCACCCCUGCCUCUGCAGAUGCUGCCUGCCACAUUCAUGGUGCUCUGAGAGAAUUGGCAGUGAACGGGUCUCCUGCCACUAUCACCAUAGAAACAUGUGAGGACUCCACCGAUUGGACCACCACUAUUGGAGAUGAUACGUUUACAUUUUGGCGAAGUCUGAAGGAAGCAGGCUUGUUGGAGGAAGUGAUCCAGGAGUUCCAUGUGGAGUUCAUGGAGACCAUGAAGGGCCUGCAGCAAAGGAGCCAGGAUCCCCCGCUGCAGCUCGGCGAUGCUGUUUUGCUCAACAAUACAGUUCAGACGUUUGGCAUGCUGGACCUGGUGAAGAAAGUGUUGGCCAGCCACAAGUGCCAAAUGGACCGUUCCAGAGAGCAAUAUACACGAGACUUAGCAGCUCUGGAGCAACAGUGUGACGAGCACCGGAAGAGAGCAAAGGAGCUAAAGCACAAAUCCCAGCAUCUCAACAACGUGCUGAUGACCUUGACCCCGGUCUCCAUCCCGUCCCCUCUGAAACGGCCCAGGCUGACCAGAGCCACGUCGGGGCCUCCUGCCAUCACCUCCCAACUCCUGACUCAGUCGGCACAGUUCACCCUCGCUCCGGGGAUGCCCGUCACACAACUGGCCAACCUGCCUAUUGGCAAAGUGGUCUCUGCUCUCCCAGCAUCGACUCUCGGGAAGUCCACAAUGCAAGCUGCUUCUGCCGGCAACCCAGCCUCCCCGCUGCUGGGUGGCUACACCGUCCUGGCAUCGGCGGGUUCCACUUUUCCUAAUGCUCUUGAAAUACACCCGGACGCCUCCAACCUCACAGUGCUGAGCACUGCGGCCAUACAGGAUGGCAGCACCGUGGUGAAAGUGGUGAGCCCUUUCCAGCUGCUCACCCUCCCGGGACUGGGCACUGCCAUCCAGAAUGUAACGCAGCUGUCUCCCAGUGGGAGCACCAUCAUGACUGUGCCAUCCAGCAUGGUUGAGGGUGCCACAGCGACUGAAGAACAUACUACCAUUGAGGUAACGACAGUAGCAGAAGAGCCCGAGCAGAAGUGAAGCACUGACUUUGGCCCGCUUUCCGGGGUGUGCGCUGGGCAUAUGCAGCCAUCCCUCUGAUGAGAAGAAGAGGGCAGUGGGAAAAGAGAAAGGCAGACAGGUUGGCUAAUGGGAGAAUAGUGAGGCUGGAGAGGGGAGAGAGGCAGAGAGAGCAAAGGGAGAACGUCAUCGAAAAGGCAGGGGAAAGUUCACUAUUCCACAGGAACCAUUAAAAGCUACAAUCUUUCUAUCCUUGGCUUGUUCCCUAUCUCUAGCCGCCUCCACUAGCACAAAGAGUGUGUAGAGAGAUGGAGGCAGGCAAAACAAGUUGCCAGGAAUAAAAUAAUAAUAAAAAGAACAAGGAAAAGCAAACGAUGAGACAGCAAGCUGGGUGUAGCUCUAGAGAUUACUGGGCAAGCAGCCAGAGGGGCAUUUUCUGGGUUCAGGCUUGGCUCGUUGCUCAGUGUACAUGGUGUGUCAUGUGCGUGGUCGGUGGCUUCCCUGCCACGUAGGAAAGCAGGUGCGAAGAGCGGCCACGCUCUGGCAGCUGGGCCUAGAUGGAACGCAUAGGAAGGGUGGCAGAGGCUCAUUGGCGUAAUGCACAUGGGAGAAGCCUAGGGAAGUCCUCUGACUGGGCGGGGGGGUGG
Molecule: messenger RNA, 2406 nt
Organism: Elgaria multicarinata webbii
Lineage: Eukaryota; Metazoa; Chordata; Lepidosauria; Squamata; Anguidae
Gene: GMEB2
Product: glucocorticoid modulatory element binding protein 2
Exons: 11
Coding region: 143-1780 (545 amino acids)
Biological process (GO): regulation of transcription by RNA polymerase II
Cellular component (GO): nucleus
Molecular function (GO): RNA polymerase II cis-regulatory region sequence-specific DNA binding
Source: RefSeq, a predicted model, not a curated record